AGGUUGUUUUUGGGGUCUCGGCUCCGUUGGUCUUUUGGUUGCGUAAAGCUCGAGUCUACUUGUUCUUCCUCCGAAACUAUUAUCUCCCAUCGCAGCCCAAGCAUAUCUAUUUAAUACAUAAGGGGUGUCUAAACGAAUGAGCUGAUGGUUGAGCAGGCAAGUAAGAAGCGAGAACUUAUUCAUUUCCAGCAAGCAUGUCAUUGAACAAUGGAAUGAGGUCCUGUGCAAGGUUGUUGAUGUCCUCGGAAGCAUUUAUGGCAAAAUCAGUAAAGAGGGGAUUCCACUCAACCGAGGUGAAGAGAAUGGGGGGACAUGGUCACGAUGAACCUUACUAUCUGCAUGCCAAACACAUGUAUAACUUGGAUAGGAUGAAAUACCAGAAGUUGACAAUGAGCCUUGCAGUGUUCACUGCCUUCAGCAUUGGUGUGGCUGUUCCUAUCUUUGCUGUUGUAUUCCAGCAAGGGAAAACAGCUUCUGCUUGAGAACCACCCCCCCCCCCCCCCCCCCCUCUUCCCUUUUUUUCUAAAUCAAUAAGAGAUGCAGUAUCCGUGUUGAUUGGCCAGAUUUGGUUUGGUUUGGUUUGAAAAUUGUCUCAUCUCCUCUUGCAUGUAUUCUGCGUCUCUAUGGAUUAUUUUGUUUUGAAUGUCAAAUACAUGGCCGCAAAUGAAUAAAUUUCUUCCGAGACCAUUGAAUUA
Molecule: messenger RNA, 695 nt
Organism: Carya illinoinensis
Lineage: Eukaryota; Viridiplantae; Streptophyta; Magnoliopsida; Fagales; Juglandaceae
Exons: 3
Coding region: 195-482 (95 amino acids)
Source: RefSeq, a predicted model, not a curated record